AGUCCGGUUCGCGAAACAUAAAACUCCCAUCGCCCGUUCCACCCGCCCGCCGCACCACCCGCCCGACGCCCGACGCGCCACCCGGGGCGAGCUCCCCCGCGGCGGCGCGACCGGGGCGUAGGCCGGGCCAUGUCCAUCUUCUGGUAGGUGCCGCAGUACGUAGAAGAGAAGAGAAGAGGAGAGGAGAGGAGAGAGAGGAAGAAGAGAGGAGAAAAUAGAAGAGUAUGACAUGUGGGUCCGUUAACAAAGGGUAAAAUAGACCAUUCACCAUGAGUGCUCACGUUUUUGGAGCUGGAGCACUGCCAUCAGCCAAACACGUGCAAGAGCUCUAUGUUUUUUUGGAGAUGGUGGAGUGAAGCUAGGAAAGUGUGGAGCUAAUGGAGUGGAGCUGAUUUUUCUGGAGUGGAGUGCUCCUAAAUAGGCCCUAAAAGCUAUAAAAAAGGCAACGCUUACGUGAUUCGCUCAAGAUAGAAGGUAAGCCAUAAAGAAAGAACUGGCCAAACUACUCGCGAUGAUCUUCAUAAAAAAAGUCUAUUAUCGAGAGUGGCUUACUAACCCCGUUUUGAUACGAAAGAAAAAUAACAAUGAUUGAAGAACGUGUAUCGACUACACAGAUCUCAACAAGCACUGACAAAGGAUCCUUUCGGGCGUAGCACGUCACGCGAGACGGAGAGGAAGACGAAGCACGUCGGGCAUCGCGAGCGCUCGGAAGAAGAUAAACAGGAAGGUGCACGGAUCCUGACCGUUGGAUCAAUAUCCAAUGGGCAAUGGCCACGAGUGGUGAUCGAUAGAAAACAAGUUUUCAAUCGAUUGCUAACUAGACACACCCGAACCUUAAAGUUCAUUUCCAGCCCUUUUCUCAAGUCUGAACCUUUAAAUUCUUUUCCAUGGAGUUGGUGUUGAUCCAGUUUCUGAACCAUGCCACGAGUAGCCAUCCCUCUUCCUGAACAUUUGGACAAGUACUGACAAACCUAGCCAGAAUGACGCAGCGGCAUGCCAGGUGUAACGGACCACGUCCGCGUGCUGCAAAAUGUUCUUCCGGUGACACAAGAUGCCAAGCUUGCAAGUCCCAACUUCUCGUCUAGGCGCAGACCUCACGGCGCCAUGCACACCGCCACGUACGCGGCCACCGGUGACUUAGUGGUGCCCCGUCUUCGCACCCACCUCCACUGACCCUGCUACCUUCAAGGUUGAAGCCAAACCGCAUUAACCCAGCCAACUGCUUCGUUCUGGAGCGCCAGACAAGGAGUUUUUGCUUUCCCAUUUCGCAUCACGUCGCAGCUCAGCGAUCGAUCCGGCUCCGCCUUCCGACCAUGGUGAAGCUCGCCACGGCCAGGGAGGCGCGCCUGUACGGGCCGGCGCUGGCGGUGCGCCGGUGGGAGUACAUCAACGCGGGGGUGUACGCGUUCGCCGCGCUGCUCCUGUCGGCGGGGCUCGCGGCGCUGUCCGCUGGCGGCGCGGCCAGGGCGGGGCUCGCCGUGGCCGCCGCGGCGCUGGCGGCAGUGGCCGCCGUGAACGCGCACGACCUCGCGGCGCACCUCGCCGGCGUCGACUGGCGCGUAGGGCUGGCGCGGUACGACGCCCAGCUCGGGCUCGUGGAGUUCCUCGUGCCGGCGCUGCACGCAGCGGGGUGCGCCCUCGCCGUCGCCGGCCUGGCGCUGCUGGUCUCCCAGGGCGAGGGGGCAGGGUACAGCUACGGGCGGGAGAAGCACGCGGCGAACAUGCUGCUCGCGGCGGCGCUGCUGUGGCUGUUGGGCUCGGUGCUCAACUCGUGCCAGGUGUACGAGCGCGCCGACGGCCGGGCGCAGCUGCUGCAGUCGAGCGUGCAGAUGCCCAUGCUGCUGGGGAGCCUGCUGUUCCUGGUUGCCGCCGUCCUGAACCGCCGCCGCGUCUCCGGCAGCUGGCGCCAUGAGCCAGCCAUCCUAGUGGGGCGGAGCUGGGCGUGGCUGUGCCUGCUGGGGAGCCUGCUGUGGCUGGCGGCGGCGCUGCUGAACGUGCUCAAGGUGUUCAUGAUGCACCAGAGCGACGCGCUGCGGCUGGAGAAGCUCCGUGGCGGCGCGCAGGAGCGGCUCAGCCGCGACCGUGAGGGCCGCGUGCCGCUCAACUGGGAGGAGGCCGCAAGGAGGAGGGCGCUCCCCACCGAGCUCCGCUGAUCCUCGCGCCGUCACGCGCGCGCCCGCGCCACCGGUACCGCUCGUCGCCGAACCAUUUGCGUCAGCCUAGCUAGCCGUAGUGGUACAUCAGGGCCGUAACAACUUUUCCCGUGCUGUAAAAAAAAAGGUUGUGGAAAAAACGAGCCAAAUAAAUUGUUUGGGCCCGUCCGUGCUGGCAUAUGCAGUUUUGGGCCUUUUGCUUAAUCUUUUGGCCCAUCAAAGAAAAC
Molecule: messenger RNA, 2380 nt
Organism: Setaria italica (foxtail millet)
Lineage: Eukaryota; Viridiplantae; Streptophyta; Magnoliopsida; Poales; Poaceae
Exons: 3
Coding region: 1314-2153 (279 amino acids)
Source: RefSeq, a predicted model, not a curated record